This is a messenger RNA of Pseudozyma hubeiensis SY62, 597 nucleotides long. RefSeq lists its product as hypothetical. The record is from RefSeq and is a predicted model, not a curated record. The coding region runs from base 1 to 597 and encodes 198 amino acids. The transcript has a single exon. Lineage: Eukaryota; Fungi; Basidiomycota; Ustilaginomycetes; Ustilaginales; Ustilaginaceae.
AUGCGUUUGCGCAGCAGGUCGAUUCGCAGCUGGGAGGCUCUUCGCAGGUUCCUACGGAUGUGGAGCUAUCGCAACAGCAACAUGGUUCGAACAACCAAGCGACGUACAUCGACAAUGUGCCCAGUCUUCGAGCGUGGGAGCUGGGUGCCACUACCUCCAACACCAACACCCCUUCCUCAUCGCGCGAUUCGGACCAGCGUUCGCCUCAAACGCCGAGGUCGAAUCCUCCCUCUACGAUCAAUCUCAACAAUAAGGUCGAGCUCAUCGACACCACCCCAAUUCAGCUUUCCGCGGCAGCCACAGCGCACGACUGGCAAGUCUAUCCACCAUCAUCCUCGACCGGCGUCGCACCAAAUGCGAUGCUCGUACCGUCUACCUUUGGCGAGCAUCAAUCGAACCCACUCCAAGCAGACCUCACAACAUGGCUCGUCAACCAACACCUCCAUCCACCGAUCCUACAGUAUCAACCAGACUGGACAGCUUGUUCCUCGGCGAGUAUCCGUUUUUGCACCAGAUCCCCUCCUCCUCGUCGUCGUCCGUUCACCGCGCCGCGUCCCAAAGAUUCGAGAUGUGUUGGAACCGGCAAUCCUAGUUUAA